AUGACAUCUCCACAGUCUGUUUUCUAUUUGAUGUUUUUGUUCUUUGGGGAAAUGGCUCAGAGGAGUCAUCAGUCCUCGUCUGUUCAUCAAGAGAGCAGUUUUAUAUCCGCUAAUGUUGGGGAGAGUAUAACUUUGAAAUGUGUCUACAAAGAUGAAGUGGUAGCAAGGUUUUACUGGUAUAAGCAAACACUCGGACAGAAGCCGAGGCUCAUUUCUAGCUUCUAUUCAUAUGAUAAAAAUGGCACUUUCUAUGAUGAAUGUCAGAACAAUCCACGAUUCACACUGGAUACAGGAAAAGCUCAAAAUCAUUUGAACAUAAGAAAUCUGCAGAUCUCAGACUCAGCUACUUAUUUCUGUGCGAGUAGCUAUUCGGUAAGUUUUUCAUUUGCAGAAGGCAUCACUCUCAGUGUUAAAGGAUCGGGUUUGAACCUUCAGCCUUUAGUCCAACAGUCUGCACCUGAGAUCAUCCAGCCAGGAGGCUCUGUGACUCUGAACUGUACAGUACACACUGGGACCUGUGAUGGAGAACACAGUGUUUACUGGUUCAAAGACUCUGAAGAAUCUCAUUCAGGACUCAUUUACACCAACGAAGGGAGGAAUGAUGAGUGUGAGAGGAAACCAAAGACAAAUACAAACACCUGUGUUUACAACUUCCCACUGAAGAACCUGAAUGUUUCUCAUGCUGGGACCUACUACUGUGCUGUUGCCUCAUGUGGAUACAUGAUUUUUGGAAACGGGACCAAGCUGGACUUGGAGACUGAGGCGACGUCUCUUCUCUCUGUGUAUUUCUUGAGUGCUGCCCUGGCAUUCACCACCAUGCUGAUCAUUUUACUGGCUCUCUUACUGUACCAUAUAAGCAGACGCCAGUGUACAGGAUCUCAUGCAAGAUUUUCAGCUUCCUUUGUAACAAACUCAGAGAAUUGUGAACCUGAAGAAAACCUUCAUUAUGCUGCUUUGAGGGUAAACAAGACCAGCAGAUCUACCAGAAAAAGACAGGACCCAGAGGAUAAAUGUCUCUAUUCCAGUAUAAAGCAAUAA
Molecule: messenger RNA, 1038 nt
Organism: Archocentrus centrarchus (flier cichlid)
Lineage: Eukaryota; Metazoa; Chordata; Actinopteri; Cichliformes; Cichlidae
Product: immunoglobulin kappa light chain-like
Exons: 5
Coding region: 1-1038 (345 amino acids)
Biological process (GO): response to bacterium
Source: RefSeq, a predicted model, not a curated record